AUGGUCGUGCUCCGUAGCACCUUGGAACCAGAUCAAGGUGAAGACGCGGCUGAGGUCGACAGAUGGCGCAGUGAGUUGGCGGCGAUUGGUGAAACUGGCUUUCAGAGAUAUCUCAAGGAGAUCCUGCCCUCUGAGCUGAAGUUGGAUCAGCAAUUUGCAGCCGAGUUCCAAGUAGCAGAUGAGAGUAGAUGGAACCUGGGAUUCUUCAGGUGGCAAAAGCGCGUUUAUUCCAAGGCAAGCAAAAUCAGCACUGAAGAGUUAUUGUGGGAUGGAAAGCCGGUCCCAGCUUUGAAGGGCGUCGACUAUGAUUGGGCUGAGCUGCAUAAGCCCAAGAUGCUGGCCUCGAUGGUCAAGAGGAUCUCAACACCUCUGGCGAGAUACAAGAAGGUUGCAGAGGCAAAUCUCGAGCUUGGCCGUGGCAGGCGGGCACGAUUCAUCCCAUGGGUGGAGGUUUACCGACCGGGUGAAUUUCAACGUCCGCACACGCACACGGGAUCGCCGGUGGUGGGCAUCAUCGCCCUAAGGUGUGGCUUUGAGAGCCAGCGGAUGGCCAUUGAGGAUCCCAGAGGGAUCAAUCCACCCUUUGGGCGAAAAUAUACUCACGCAUUCAAGCAGGGCGACGUGCUCUUUUUUCCGUCAUGGACCUCCCAUUUGAUGGAACCCAAUCGUCACAACGAGACCAACAUCUUCCUCAGUUUCGCAGUGCAAGGACAGGAAGGAGUUACCUCCUUUGACUGGGAAGACGAUGGCAUAGGCGCUCUGGUGAAGACAGUGAAGAAGAAGAUCAAGGCCGCCAUCCGGUGCAAAAGACACAAAAAGAAGCCAAAGGACAACGAGAAGAGUUGUGAUACACCUGAGAUCCCAGCUGAACGAUCCGUUGAAUUGGCCCAUUGGCACCAGUCGCGGCGAAUAGCGCUGUUGGCGUGUGCGAGCUUCGCAGUCGGCGCCAAUGUAGUGCCUUGCGACCUGGGGCUCCUUUUGACGCUGCAUCGCCAGGUGGAGCCUGUCGUCUUAGACAUUGCUGAGAUCCACUACCGCUUCACCAGCGGUCGACACCACGAGGUCAUUGAGGUGAUCUCCCUUUUUCAAGUGGAUCGAAUCUGUCGCAGCGUUCUAAAGGUCGUUGAGUCCAUUCGGCAGACACUGGGCUCACUUGUUUGCCCCUACCAUUUCGAUGAUGGCGUCCCAAGGGACUCCUUGCCAGAGCGUUUGACUCCCUCCAGAAUCCUUCAACAAUUCUUUGCAGAUGUUCGGCAGCUGGCAAGGACUGGAGGGACCGAAGUCUAUAGCCAGGAGAUGAUUGAUGAGGUCAGCAGUUCGUGGGCUCCUUCUGAGAAUGAACUGUUGGCCUUGGUCCUUCGCCUCGAAAAUUGGGCCGUGGAAUCCCGGAAGGUUGGCUAUCUCAUGGAGGCUGAGACCUUUCACUCGAUUGAGGGGCUGGUUCAACGAUUCUUAGCCAUGGCUGUUGACUUUGCCCGCUCCCUUGCAGAGGAUAUGAGUGCAAUGUUCCGUGCUCCCAACUACGUAUCGCGAGAGAUGACCCCCGGAGGUCAAGCCGACACCGAGGAGCACCGAAAGGGGGAUCCAGUGACGGUGGACAUCUUUCAGCAUCAGCCCGAGCAUGGUCUUACAUUGAAGCCCGAGUUCCUCUCAAUGUUGAGGGACAUGCCGGCUCCAAUACAUCAACCGCCACUGCACAAGGACUUCAAGGUUUGCGAGUCGCUACCUCCAAUUCUCACUUCGGCUUCGGUACCUCAAGGUCUCUCGCUGGACUUCUUGGAUGAAGCUGGAGGCUGGUCUCAUCGGGAUGUGACGGGAGCACAGCGACGAUCACCAUCCCCACUGCAGCUAUUGCAGGCCGUAGCUUCCUCUGGAACGCGGCUCUCCAAUCUCUUCAUCUCGGUCCAGGUGGAUGAUGGAUCAUAG
Molecule: messenger RNA, 1926 nt
Organism: Cladocopium goreaui
Lineage: Eukaryota; Dinophyceae; Suessiales; Symbiodiniaceae
Source: the annotation of a GenBank genome assembly